Messenger RNA from Penicillium arizonense, 720 nucleotides. RefSeq names its product putative GPI anchored protein. NCBI's taxonomy places the organism in Eukaryota, Fungi, Ascomycota, Eurotiomycetes, Eurotiales, Aspergillaceae. The transcript is spliced from 2 exons. The record is from RefSeq and is a predicted model, not a curated record. Bases 1 to 720 code for a protein of 239 amino acids.
AUGCGUGCUACACAGCUUCUCGCUCUCGCUGGCCUCAUGCUUGCCGGCAACGUCGCCAUCGCCUCCAAGCUAGACCACGACGAUGUCCCCAACCGCUGCUGGAAUGCCUGUGGCUCCGUUGUGGGAACCUCCAAGAGCUGUGAUGCUAGACAUGACAAUGAUUCCGCCGAGCUCAAGUGCAUCUGUGACUGGGAGUCUGCCAAAACACAGAUUCCACUCUGUGCUGCUUGCAUCACCCAGUACCAAACUGACCGCAACAUCACCAACACUGAUCACGACCACGAUCACGACCGCGACAAUGACAACGACCGUGACAACGACCGUGGCAAUGAUAACGACCGUGAUGACGACAACACCAAGCGCGACUACAAUGACGAUGAUGACGAUAACGAGGCUCUCGACCUCGUCCACUCCUGCUCAUUCAGCACAACCACCUACAACUCCGCAGCAGCCACUACUGUGAGCGGCACCACCACUGGCACAGGAACUGGAACUGCUGUCUCCACCGAAGCCACCCCGACAGACGGUACACGCUCCAGCAGUUCCAACAGCCAGGACUCGACUAGUUCCGGAUCCGGGUCUGGCUCCAGCUCCUCAGGCACUGAUAGCUCGAGUGCCUCGUCGUCCACCCCGACUCCCGAUGCUGCCCCUGGCUUGGUAGCUCCUGGUGCUGUGUCCAUGGCCGGUCUUGUUGGAUUGAUCGCCUUUGCUUGGGUGUAA